AUGCAAAAACCAGCUGAAUAUCAACGACCGCUGACAAUGAACGAUGUUUCGAGUAUAAGAUCAUUUCUACGAACUCAUACUAAUCUUAAAGCUGAUAAUCAAAAAGAAAAAGAUUAUAAACGAACACAAGAUGAUUUCUAUCGAAUGCAAUUAGAUAAUGCUGCCGGUAAUCCUAAAGUAAAUCGUGAAAAUAUGGUACGUGUCUAUCAUUCUUAUCUUGGAACUACACCUGGUUCAAAGAAAGCUUUACGUGAUCUUUGUGAUCAAAUACCUUUAAAUGCUACUAAAACAACCGUCGAAGCUACAGUUUAA
Rotaria sp. Silwood2 is the source of this 312-nucleotide messenger RNA. NCBI's taxonomy places the organism in Eukaryota, Metazoa, Rotifera, Eurotatoria, Philodinida, Philodinidae. The record is from the annotation of a GenBank genome assembly.